This is a messenger RNA of Aspergillus homomorphus CBS 101889, 2676 nucleotides long. RefSeq names its product RFX family transcription factor. NCBI's taxonomy places the organism in Eukaryota, Fungi, Ascomycota, Eurotiomycetes, Eurotiales, Aspergillaceae. The transcript is spliced from 4 exons. Gene Ontology annotation, molecular function: RNA polymerase II cis-regulatory region sequence-specific DNA binding; DNA-binding transcription factor activity, RNA polymerase II-specific. Gene Ontology annotation, biological process: regulation of transcription by RNA polymerase II. Bases 1 to 2676 code for a protein of 891 amino acids. The record is from RefSeq and is a predicted model, not a curated record.
AUGCCUCCUGAUAUGGUGGGCCGAGCGGCCUCGCAGGCAUCGAGCGUUGCUUCGCAGACAACCCAAUUAGUAGCACCACUCAGCCGCCCAGGUACAGCUGAUCUCAUGCGGUCACGGUCGGAAACUGUAGUAUCAAGGAACAGCCGUCGCCCACGGUCGCGAGGCUCGACGGCUAGCAUCCACUCCACCACGACUCAGCAGACCCAAGACCAACAGAUCACCGACGGGUUCACUCAAUUCUUGCCCACGCAACCCGCAGGCCACAAUGUCUUUGCCAGUAAUCCGGAGGAAAUCAUCAUGCGAUUCGGGCAGCAACUGUCGCACCAGGUGAACGGCGCAUCUCUCGACCCGACGCUGCAAGACGCCCACCAUCCUGUCAUGCCGCGGGCUGAAGACUUCUCCGGUCAUGCAAUGCACAGCCACCACCUUUCGCAUCACUCGCUGUCGGCCGGUCUAUCGAGUCACGGCAUUCCUGGCGUGCCGAUGCCCCAGUUUGCGGCCAUUUAUGACAGUGGAAUCGAGAACCACGUCCCCGACCAUGUUCUGGAGGAAAACGAAAAUUCGGAGGCCGGCGCAAAGAAGAAGAAAGGCUCCAGCUCCUCCCUCGCCAACGAUAAUGAGCUUCGAAAACUGUUGCGUCAAUAUGAGGGUUUCACUCUGAAGCAGAUGGCUGCCGAGGUCUUGAAGCAUGAAGGUGCUGGGGGCAAGGCUGAGAAGGUGAAGCAGGUCUUUGCUAUGAUUUGGUUGAAGGAGAACUGCAGGAAAAGUAGCGGGUCUGUCAGACGCGAUCGCGUGUAUUGCUGUUAUGCCGAGAAGUGUGGUACUGAACGUGUCUCGGUGCUGAAUCCUGCGUCGUUCGGGAAACUGGUUCGAAUUAUUUUCCCCAAUGUUCAAACGAGGCGGCUGGGAGUCCGCGGUGAAUCGAAGUACCAUUAUGUGGAUUUGACUGUGAUUGAGGAGAAACAACAGAAGCCGCCACCACUCAACCCUCAACUACCAAUGAACGGUAAUGGCUGCACUGGUGUCACAGACAGCAAGAUUGAUGAGAUGAUGCACAAAAGUGUCAGCGUCGCACCUCAACCACCGGCAGAUACCGCCGAGUUCCCUUCUCCCACAAUGUCGUUUACGCCAAGAUUCUCGACAAACGCCUCGAAUGCAGGGUGUGGCUGUUCCGUCCCCUCGUAUUCUUAUGGCGAGUCUUCCAUCACUCUUGAAAACAUGGCAAGCCAGGCGGGCAGAAUCAUUCACCAGAUGCUUGAUCUACCUUCAUGCGACAAUCCUUCCAUCGACAACGAGGAUCUCCAGCUCCCCGAUAUCCAACAGUAUCUUCCAGCCAACACAGACCCCAAAAUUGCUGCAGCCCUUGCAGCCCUUUACCGCUCGCAUUGUAUCUCUGUCAUUGACAGUUUCCGAUACUGCAAGGAAAAGAACAUGCUACGAUUUUUCUCUGCCUUUCAUGGCACCCUGACAGUCCCUGUGCAAAAGCUCCUAACACACCCCAACCUUGCUCCUUGGAUCAAAGAAUGCGACUGGAUCAUGUAUCAGAAGAUGAUUGCAUUCGUAGCACCGCUCACCACGCAAGUUGUGCCGAAAUUGGUUUUGGAUGCCUUCUGCUCGAUUUCGCAGCGGCUCACAGCCCACGUUGCCGACACGUUCAAGACUCAGCCUACACAUGUUUCAUUGGCGAGACUGAUCCCAGCGCAUAUCUUCUGCAACCUACUAAAGCAUAUGCUUGAUGUCAACCAAUCUGCCAACGCGGCCGCUGCGUGGCUGUGCCACCCCGAUAACAGAAACCAAAUGUGGUUCGAUUUCAAGACCUUGGUUGACCCGAAAGAAAUGAUCAUGAAAGCCAAUAUCCCUAGUUGCGCGGAGCGUGCGACAGAACAGAUCCUGAAGCACGAUAUCCGAUCUCUCCUCACUCCGGUCGCAGACAUAAACCCCGCCAGCACACUCCCCUUCUUUACCAGGCCCGAUACCGAAGAAGACACGAAAGUACACAAACUUCCUGUUGAAGCGGCGACCGGUGAUGACUAUAACUUCCCGGACAAGUGGAUCUCUUUCAUUUUGAACCUUCCAGCAGCUUUCCCGCAUCACCGCACUCAGUGCAUUAUCGAGAAGGUUGAUGCUCUGUGGGAUUGCAUCUUGCGGCGACUCACCCUGGGAGGCGCCCAAAGCUUCAGCGCUUGGUGGAUGACCAAGGUUUUCUUCCAUGAAAUGAUGUUGUGGCAGGCUGAGAAAGGGGGGUUCAUGCUCUACAAGCCAAGCACCCUGCACCAUGCUGGCAUGGGUGCAAACCCACAAGGACAGAGUGGAUAUCUCAUGAAGCCCUUGCACUUGCCGGGACAUGACCGGAGCAAUUCUAUGAUCAGUGCCGAUUCUCAGCUCGCUGGCGACACAACAGUCAGACCGACGCCCAGCCCAACUUCAGCAGAGAGUAUGAACCAAACUCGAGAUUCGUUGGAUCGGCCUCAAGUGGGUGCAGAUUCCAACUCUAACGAUACCGAAAACGAGAAGCCUACCACUAUCUCCGAGAGCAUUGCUGGCUUCCAUGCUCCGAAUAAUGACGAUAGCGCCAUUGACCUUGACGACGACUCGAUGCUGAUGACUGUGGGUAAAUAUGGUGACAUGAUGGCAUCUGACCCAGCGGACGCUGAGGGAGACGUUGUCGUCAUAUGA